Linum trigynum is the source of this 1972-nucleotide messenger RNA. The record is from the annotation of a GenBank genome assembly. Lineage: Eukaryota; Viridiplantae; Streptophyta; Magnoliopsida; Malpighiales; Linaceae.
AUCCUAGUCCCCAAUUGAAGACUGAAAUUAUGAAACGUUUUAGUACCAGAGCCGGAGUAGUUUGACUAUUGCAGCAGCUACAACUGUCUCACGGUGUUUUCUUACGAGCUAUAAAACAAAGCGGCCCUGCAAAAGGCGGGCGACACUUCUCGUCACUCUGCUCCUUUUCUGCGCCGAUCAACUGUUUCCCUCUAUAAAGCGAAUCCGGAGGCCGAGACAGCUGAUUCCGGGGGGGAAUUCAGAUUAGGCUGAAGAAGAUGGCCGUAGUUGCUUCUGCUCCCGGGAAAGUUUUGCUGACUGGCGGCUACUUGAUACUGGAGAGGCCCAAUGCCGGGAUCGUGCUGAGUACUAACGCUAGAUUCCACGCCAUUGUUAAACCUCUCUUCGAUCAGCUCAGCCCUGAGAGCUGGGCCUGGGGUUGGUCUGAUGUCAAGCUGACUUCUCCCCAGCUCAAUAGGGAGAGCAUGUACAAGUUGUCUCUUAAGAAUUUUAAUCUUCAGCGAGUCUCCUCCAGUGACUCAGGAAAUCCGUUUGUUGAACAUGCGGUAGAAUAUGCUGUUGCGGCUGCAAAUGCUACCUUUGAUAGAAGUAAGAAGGAUGCCUUAGACAAGCUACUUUUGCAAGGUCUUGAUAUCACAAUUUUGGGUGGUAAUGACUUUUAUUCAUACCGAAGCCAGAUAGAAGCACAUGGUCUCCCUUUGACAUCAGAAUCACUGGCGUCACUCCCUCCUUUCAAGUCUAUCACUUUUAACGCUGAUGAGAAUGCAAGUGGUCAACAGUGUAGGCCUGAAGUUGCAAAGACAGGUCUGGGCUCAUCUGCAGCAAUGACCACUGCUGUGGUUGCUGCUCUACUCAAGUACUUUGGACUAGUUGAUCUUUCUUCCUCCAGCUAUAACGAAACUGCAGAUCUUGAUCUGGUUCAUAUCAUAGCUCAAAGUGCUCAUUGUAUUGCGCAAGGCAAAGUUGGCAGUGGGUUUGAUGUCAGUUCUGCAGUUUACGGUAGCCAGAGAUAUGUCCGCUUUUCACCCUCUGUGCUUUCAUCUGCUCAGGAUGCAGUGAGAGGAAUGCCAUUACAGGAGGUCAUAGUCGAUAUUCUGAGUGGAAACUGGGACCACGAGAGGACUAAGUUCUCUUUGCCUCCAUUGAUGACCUUGUUACUUGGGGAACCAGGAGUUGGAGGAUCAUCCACACCAUCAAUGGUAGGUGCAGUUAAAAAGUGGCAGCAAGCUGAUCCGCAGAAGUCUCAAGAAACAUGGAAGAUAUUGUCCGCAGCAAAUUCAAUGCUGGAAACACAACUUAAAGCUUUAAGCCAACUUGCAGAAGAGCAUUGGAUUGCAUAUAAAUCUGUGAUAGACAGCUGCAGCACAACAAAGAUUGACAAGUGGGUAGAGCAAGCUGCUGACCACAAGCAAGAAGCUGUUGCGAAAGCAUUACUGGGAGCAAGAGAGGCAAUGCUUGACAUCAGAAAGCAUAUGCGCCAGAUGGGAGAAGCUGCCGGUGUUCCAAUAGAGCCAGAAUCCCAGACCAAAUUGUUGGAUGUUACGAUGAACAUGGAAGGAGUUUUGCUGGCAGGGGUCCCCGGUGCUGGUGGGUUUGAUGCAGUAUUCGCUGUGACGUUGGGGAACUCUAGCAGCAGCAAUCUUGCAGCAACUUGGAGCUCGCUCGAUGUUCUGGCAUUGCUAGUACGAGAAGACCCGUGUGGUGUUCGCCUAGAACGUGGUGAUCCGAGAAGCAGUGAGAUCACAUCAGGUGUUUCUGCAUUGAGCAUCCAGUAGGGGGUAUCUCCAGAUUUGUUGUAGUGAAAUGUAUUCUACUGUUGGAAUGAGAGUCCUGAGCGAGAUAUUGUGCAAUACGAGGUUUAGUUUAGGUUGUUUAUGGCUGAAACUGGAAGAUGCAAAGACCCUUUUGGUCUGAAUAAAUAAUGUGGUAGUUUGGUUUGAUAGGAGGAAGAGAAUAAUUAAUGGAAGGAGUG